This is a messenger RNA of Etheostoma cragini (Arkansas darter), 1896 nucleotides long. RefSeq names its product EF-hand domain-containing protein 1-like. Gene Ontology annotation, cellular component: axoneme; mitotic spindle. Bases 155 to 1828 code for a protein of 557 amino acids. The transcript is spliced from 10 exons. Lineage: Eukaryota; Metazoa; Chordata; Actinopteri; Perciformes; Percidae. Gene Ontology annotation, biological process: mitotic cytokinesis; mitotic spindle organization; cilium-dependent cell motility. Gene Ontology annotation, molecular function: alpha-tubulin binding. The record is from RefSeq and is a predicted model, not a curated record.
AGUUUCCAUGGAUACCACAAACUUACUACGACGGAGCUGUGUAGUGUAACAAAACGUAGCUAGCUAGGCUAACUUAUUUCACUAAUUACGAAAAGUACUCGUUUAAACAUCUUGUGCAGGUGAGGACAUCUAAAAAAAUACCUCAAAACCGACGAUGUCUGGGAACUGGAAUAACGGACUUCCAUUUUUACCAGGAUACUCUUUUUAUGAUGUUACGAAGUCAGUCUUCCAUCGGCCCCAGACACUGGACUACAAGAAUGGCUAUGCUCUGCCCCGUCGCCCCACUGUGGGCAUUGGACAGGAUCCUCUUUACUCAGAGCAGUUAAUCCAGCAGGAGCUCAGUAAACUGUAUUCUGAGACGCCAGACAUUACUUACGGCUCCUUUGACCAGAGUGUAGUAGAAGACUUCAUCCCAGCUCAUGUGGCCCUUGACAAGAAGGUGCUGCGCUACUAUGCAUAUUUUCAGGAAAAUAUCCUAUUUUCCCCUGAAGAGGAGUGCCGCACACGCCCAGUGGUCAUUUACUACUACCUUGAGGAUGACAGCAUGUGCAUCAUUGAGCCCGUGGUAGAGAAUUCUGGGAUGCCGCAGGGAAAACGGAUCAAACGUCAGUGUCUGCCCAAGAAUGAACGUGGAGAUCAUUACCAGUGGAAAGACCUGAAUAUUGGCAUGGACCUGGAGGUGUACGGGGUCAAGUACCACAUCACACUUUGCGAUGCUUUUACAAAGGAAUUCCUGGAGAGUGAGGGCAUUGUUCUCAACGACCCGGAGCCGAUGCCUUGCGUAAAUCGUGACAAAAACCCUCGGCCUUCCUACAUAACACCGUCCAAAUUUGACAACAAGCAGCAGUUUCUCACCAUGGAUCGUAAGGUGCUGCGUUUCUUUGCCCUGUGGGACGACGCUGACUCUCUGUUUGGGGAGACCCGGCCUGUAACCAUGCAGUAUUACCUAGUGGACGACACGGUGGAGAUCAGAGAAAUCCACAAACCCAACAGUGGCCGCGAUCCCUUCCCUGUCCUGAUGCGCAGACAGAAGCUGCCCAAGAAAAUCAAACCAGAGUCGGAGACCUUUCCCAGCUGUGUGCUGGAGGUCUCAACAGCAGAAGUAGAUGAGUACUACUCGCCCAAAGACUUCCAGGUGGGUCAGAGGAUUACCCUGCUGGGCCGUCACUUCCUGCUGUAUGACUGUGAUGGCUUCACUAAAGAGUAUUACCAAAAGAACCACCCCGACAUAAAGAUGAAUCCCUCAGAGGUACCAAAAAACACUGACCUGCUUCAGGAGAAGAAGAAGAAGGAGGUUCCUCCCUAUAAUGGUUUUGGUUCACUUGAAGACUCUCUCCAGAAUUGUUUCUAUUUAAUUCCCGAGCCCCCCAAAAAGAAUGUGCUAAAGAUGCUGGAAAACGACCACAAAGUGUUGCGCUACUGUGCCAGGCUGGACUCCCCGAAUCCCGGAGAUGAGGGCCGACGCUUCAUAAUGUCCUACUUCCUGUCCAAUGACAUGAUCAGUAUUUAUGAAAAGCCCAGUCGCAAUUCUGGUAUCAUUGGUGGCCUGUUCCUGGAAAAGACCCGCGUCCCCAAGCCGGGCUCCACACUGGACAACCCUGAUUUCUACUCACCUGCAGACUUUGCUAUUGGAGCCACUGUGGAGGUUUUCAGCCGCCGCUUUGUGUUGACCGAUGCUGACCACUAUGUGCUGAGGUACCUGGAGUCCAACGCGAGCCAGAUCCCAUGUCAGACACUGGAUUCUUUGCGACAGAAGCUCGGCGUGGGGACGACAAAUAAUCAACCAGCUGACCAAAAUGGUGAUGAUGUAGGAGAGCCAUCUACAUGAUGUCGGGGAAGGUCGGAUCGCCUCAAGAGUUGUUCCCUCCCCCAAUUAAUUAGACCACAAAACAAAUC